UUCCAAAUGGCUAAGAAAUCUGCCCAAGUAGGUGUUGAAGGGCUGAAGAAGACUCUCAUCAGUGAGGAACAAGUGGGGGAUGAGAAGGUUCAAGCAAAAGUCGAGAUGCUUAUUGCCGAGCUCCACGGGACAAACCGUCUCCCUCCUAAAGACCCAGAUAAUCCAUUAUGUUUUCAGUUUUUGGUGUUUUUAUGCUCUGAUUCACGAGUAAGCCCCUCGGUCGUUCUCAACUUCAAGCCAGGGGAAGCCUUCGUAGGCCGCAAUAUUGCUAACAUGGUUCCUCAAUUUGACCAGUUGAGGCAAACUGAAAUCGGUGCAGUCAUCGAGUAUGCAGUUAAAAGUCUUAAGAUUAGUCAUUGUGGUGGCAUAGGGAGGCUUAUGAAUCUUCCAGAUUGCACUCAGACUUAUGACUUUAUCGAUGAAUGGGUGAAAAUUGGUUUGCCUGCAAAGAAGAAGGUUCUGCAAGAGGCUGGAGACCUGCCUUUUGAACACCAGGUGACCCUUUGCGAAAAGGACUCACUGAGGAAUUCGAUGGCGAAUUUACUCACCUAUCCAUUUGUGAGAGACGCUGUGGUGCAUGGAACUAUGACACUGAGAGGAGGUUACAAUGACUUUGUUAAUGGAAGCUUUGAGCAAUGGAAGAUGUGUACCCACUGAGCCUGAGGCCUCAUCAUAACUUUUUUCUGCAUUUCUUCUGUGCAACUAGGUGCUAUUUUUCUCUAAAAUAAUAAGUUGAAUUUGUAUUCUUUAGAGGUGUGAUUUUCUUACAAGCUUCCCUCUUCUUUGGAGGAUUUCAUAUGCGUAAUUAAUGC
Messenger RNA from Hibiscus syriacus, 812 nucleotides. Its product is annotated as carbonic anhydrase 2-like. The transcript has 7 exons. Gene Ontology annotation, biological process: carbon utilization. Bases 7 to 657 code for a protein of 216 amino acids. Gene Ontology annotation, molecular function: carbonate dehydratase activity; zinc ion binding. The record is from RefSeq and is a predicted model, not a curated record. NCBI's taxonomy places the organism in Eukaryota, Viridiplantae, Streptophyta, Magnoliopsida, Malvales, Malvaceae.